This is a messenger RNA of Saccostrea echinata, 1743 nucleotides long. RefSeq lists its product as uncharacterized. Bases 1 to 1743 code for a protein of 580 amino acids. The record is from RefSeq and is a predicted model, not a curated record. The transcript has 6 exons. Lineage: Eukaryota; Metazoa; Mollusca; Bivalvia; Ostreida; Ostreidae.
AUGUUUGUAAGCACGACACACUCAGACGAGAAAAGAACAUUUUCUAAUAAGUUACAGCGCCUACGUUGUGACCUAGAAUCUUUUAUGCUGAAAGUAGAUGCUCCCUACCCCGACAUCACGGAGACAGAAAAACGACGAUAUUGUUGUAUAGUUAUAGAGUUACUGGAAUUUGCAGUGAAGAGAGCAGAAAAUCUUCCAGUAGAAGUGUCUUUUUCAAAUUUACCAACAUGGAACAAUCUCCAAAAAGAAAACAGAAUUUUGAAGAAGCAGGUUCACACUUUGAACACUGAGCAGAUGAGAUUGUCGGUGCUUUUAGAAUCUGCCAACAGAAACAUUAGAGAGCUACAGGAAACUGACUCGCAGACGACAGAAGACACAACGCAGACGACAGAGGAUACACAUGAAGACUUGAGAAGUGGAUUACUGUUGUCCAGAGAAUUAGAUAACGCUUACAAAUCUCUUUUUGCAAUUGAAGAGGUAUCCUCAAGAAUGGAAAAAGAUUCAACUCCUAGAGAAAUACCAAAGAAACAGUCUAUAGAAAAAGAUUCAACUCCUAGAGAAAUACCAAGGAAACAGUCUAUAGAAAAAGCUGAGAGUAAGGUUCUCAUACUGCCCUUAAAAAGAGAUAAAAUGGAGAAGCCAGUUUUAUCAGAAAAAAAUGAAUCCCCGAGAAACCAGAACCGAGACAAAACAAAAGAUUUAAAAACUAUCUUAAAAACUCAGGAAACAAAUAGCACCUCCGAAACUGGGAAAUCAAAGGAAUUUCAAGAUGGGCAAAAAACUUUGAGAGCAAGCUUCAGUGACUUUAGCUCAAUGAAAACAACAAACAAUCCCAAGAAAAGACACAAAGAAUAUGAAAAACAUCUUCAGAACACAAUUGCUAAUCUUAAAGAGCAGAACUCGCACCUGGUCAAACAGAAUGAGUACCUACAAGCAGAAGUGAACAGACUGAUGAAGGAAAAGAUGGCGGAUACUCCAAGAAAUGAGACAGAGGAAAAGGAACUGUUGGAGUUAAGGAGCCAAGUUCAGGGACUGUGGAAAUUAGUCCAAACACUAGAAACAGAGCGCAAAUAUUUACUCAACAGAUUAGGGCGGCUCGUCAACAGCCAUGUUGGGGAGGAUGAGAACGGAGACACACAGACGUUUAUGGCCGACCUCAGUGACCUGAUCAGACCGACAGCCCUGACCCUCCAUCUGUCCGAACUCUACAACAAUGAAUGGAUUCUCGCCUACGAAUCCAUGAUAUCCAAAGUAUUCAAUGAGAGAAAGGUGGUCGCAGAUCUCUUAAGCUGUAUGACGAAUAUUUACUUGAAGUGUAAGGAUAUGGCAGAGAAACAAAGACGUCAACUUCACCGUGAUAGUAAACUGGUGGAUGGAUUACUAAAUCCAGAUAAUCUUCUGGAAGUUCCAAUCCAGAUCAUAGAGCUACAGCGUGAACGUGUUCUAGAGGAUCUACCGGAAAUUAAGAAGACAUGCCGGAGUAUUUUGACCAAUCUUAAAUCGUACCCAAAACAAGUCAUCCGAUUCUUCGAUAGGUGUACAGAGCUCUGCUGGUUCAUGAACGUCCAUCAUCCACCUUUGGUUUUGGAGUGGAGGAUCCCACAAGGCAGUCUUGUUGAUACAAGUCGGUUUACAUUCUAUACUCGGAGCGGACAUUACGUAGACUAUGUCGUUUGGCCUGCGUUACUUCUCUCAGAAGAGGGCGCUAUAUUAUCAAAAGGAGUAGUUCAAGGAAGAGGCUAG